AUGCUGGGCACGGUGCUGUGCUCGACAGAGCUCGACGACGAGCAUGGCCACGACGACUAUGGAGCGGGGCAGAGGCAAGCUAUGACGAUGGCGGCGAGCAAACUAGAGAGUGAGGCGGCCUACGCGAAUGAGGGGAGAGGGGAAGGAGGGGGAGAAGCUCACGGCGAGGCUGUAGGGGGACGGCAGCGUGCUCGGGGAGGUCUCAAUGCAGUGAAUCAAGGCAGCGGAGCCGCCGCGCCCCUCUCUCCCCUCUCCUCGCAAUGGCGGUCGCGCCUCACCAGCCCAUCACGCCCGCCCCCGCCCCCGCGAGCGGCGGCGACACGUUCCGCCUGGGCUUCGUCGGUGCGGGGAACCUGGCCGAGAGCAUCGCGCGCGGCAUCGGGCGUCCUCCCGGCCUCCGCCGUCCGCACCGCGCCCCACCGCCGCCCCGAGCGCGGUGCCGCCUUCGCCUCCCUCGGCGCCACCAUCCUCGCAUCCAAUGCCCAGGUUGUCGACGACAGCGAUGUGAUCGUCAUCUCCGUCAAGCCCCAGAUUGUGAAGCAGGUUCUGGUUGAGCUCAAGCCCUUGUUGUCUGAAGAAAAGCUUCUGGUCUCCAUUGCCGCUGGCAUCAAAAUGAAAGAUUUGCAGGACAACGAGUUCAUCUGCAGCAGCUAUCGCUAUGAGCAGUUCGUCCGCGACGCGCUCCGCAGCGUCUUCGCCGGAAACAACGAGAUCCUCAACGUGUGGAAGUAAGUCGCCGGCCAUCUGUUUCCUAAUGAAUUUUCUUUCUAGCUCAAUGUGAUCGGAUCUGACUAGUACGUUCAGAUUUGCUCUUGUUUUCUUUUCAAAUAGUACUAGUAGUCUAUAUUCCAGCUGUGCGACUACCUGUAGCCACUUGAACCGAUGAGAAUUCUUCAAGCCUACCUAUAGCCACUUGAACUGAUGUCUAUCUCAGAUCUGCUCAUCUAAAAAAUCCAAGUGGAGUAGUAUACUGGUAGUAUAGUAUAAUAAUAUUAUCAAAAGGUAAAUGCCCUGAUUAUUUAGCUCUGUCAGAUAAAUACUCGUCGAAAGUGGGCUCCUAUCAAAAUUCAUUUCCAUUAUAAUCUUACUCAUACAAUAUUCACACCAUGUAAUUCUAGAAAUAUAUGCUCAUAUCUAGUUCUACAUAAAAAAUGACAGUAUUGACAUGUUAUAAAUAGUUUGUUUGUCUUUCUGUUUAUUUUGUUACAUUUUGCAGGGAUAAAGUGAAGAAAAAGAAGAAAAGAUCACUAGAAGAUUAGUUUUAGGAUUUUCUUUUAUUUCCUUGCAAUUUUCCUUUUAUUGGAUACUUGUAAAGACAUUGUAAUAUUCUUACUGUAAUAAAAUGAUUCUAUUUCAUUUUUUGUUUUUAAAUUAUUUUUCCUUAUAGGUUGUUUUCUGUAAAUUUGGAUUUUUUUGUUUUCCAAAUACAUUACUAGUGGCGCAUUUAAGCCCUUAUUAGUGGCGCACCUUCCUUUAUUACUAGUGGCACACCUAUAAGGC
Molecule: messenger RNA, 1500 nt
Organism: Aegilops tauschii subsp. strangulata
Lineage: Eukaryota; Viridiplantae; Streptophyta; Magnoliopsida; Poales; Poaceae
Biological process (GO): L-proline biosynthetic process
Molecular function (GO): pyrroline-5-carboxylate reductase activity
Source: RefSeq, a predicted model, not a curated record